AUGGAUCCAAAGUUUUAUGAUGCAGUUAGGACUAAUGACCUAACCACAUUUUCAAGCCUAGUUAAAGAGAAUGAAGAAAUUCUCCACCAGAGAACUGCUGAUAUCCUGAACACCCCAUUACACGUUGCUUCCAGGUACGGUUGCACUGAAAUAGUGUCUGAGAUUGUGAGGUUGUGCCCUGACAUGGUAUCUGCUGAGAAUAAAAACCUGGAGACUCCAAUUCACGAGGCUUGCCGACAAGAGAAUGUUGGGGUCUUAAAGUUGCUGCUUCAUGCCAAUUCCACAGCUGUUUGUAAGCUUAAUCAGAAUGGUAAAAGCGCUUGUUUUCUAGCUUGCAGCCAUGGUCAUCUUGACAUGGUGAAUCUCCUGCUCAAUCUAUCUGAUAUGGUGGGGCCAGAGGAAGCAGGGUUUGAUCAAACUUGUAUCCAUAUUGCUGCAUCAAGGGGGCACACAGAUGUUGUUAGAGAAUUGUUGAAUAAGUGGUCAGAGCUUACUCAAGUGAUCGACGAUGAUGGGAACUCACCAUUGCAUCAUGCUUGUAAUGGAGGACACGGAGAGAUUGCAUGGAUCCUACUAAGACGUGAUCCGAAUUUUGCUUUACGAUACAACAACAAUGGCUAUACACCAUUGCACCUUGCAGUAAUGAAAGGGAAAGUCUCAAUCCUUGAAGAUUUUGUGUCAUCCAAUGCGGCAUCAUUUCACCAAGUCACUAGAGAAGAAGAGACAGUAUUCCAUUUAGCUGUGAGACAUGGAUGCUAUGAUGCUUUGGAAUUCUUGGUACAUGUCACCAAUGGGACCAGUCUAUUGAAUUGUCGAGAUCGAUAUUGCAACACAGUCUUACACCUUGCCGUUAAAGGCUGGCGCCAUAAGAUGGCAGAGUUCUUGAUCAACAAGACCAAGGUGGAUAUCAAUGCGCGGAACCGGGAAGGUAUCACAGCACUUGACAUCCUUGACCAGGCUAAGGAUAGUGCAGAAAACAGACACUUACAAGCCACGUUUAUCAGAGCUGGUGGUAGAAGAGCCAUCCAAUCUUCUCUCUUUUCACAGGAACUAGACAAGACCAAUUCUGUGUCUCCUGUAGCAUCUAGCCUUUCUCUGUCAAGGAGUUAUACACCUAAUCCAGUAGUGGAAGUGUCAAAUGAAAUGAUUUCUUAUGAUUGUACUAGUCCAGCACAAGUUGGCAGAAGCACUCAUUCUAGAUCACCUUCUCAGCCUCAUGUGAGUGAUAGAAUUGAGAAUGGAACCUAUAGACCAUAUUACUUCUCAACAAAGUUAGGGAAACACAAGCAUCAGAACAAAAAAAAAAAGGAAAAUCUAGAUCAAACUUGCUAUACUGAGAGGAAUAAGCACUAUGAGAUGCACAAAGAGGCAAUGCUAAAUGCCAGGAAUACGAUUGUAAUAGUUGCUGUUUUGAUUGCCACCGUCACUUUUGCUGCUGGCAUUAGUCCCCCUGGUGGUGUGUACCAAGAGGGACCAAUGAUAGGUAAGUCAAUUGCGGGAAAAACAACAGCCUUCAAGGUCUUUGCAAUAAGCAACAACAUAGCACUAUUCACAUCUCUGUCCAUAGUCAUUGUGCUUGUUAGUAUCAUUCCAUUUAGAAGAAAACCACACACAAUACUAUUGACAAUCGCUCACAAGGUCAUGUGGGUGGCUGUGGCAUUUAUGGCAACUGGCUAUGUUGCAGCCACAUGGGUGAUCUUGCCACAUAGUCAAGGGAUGCAGUGGCUAUCUGUUGUGCUACUAGCACUAGGAGGUGGCUCUCUGGCCACAAUCUUCAUUGGUCUCAGUGUCAUGCUGCUUGAGCACUGGCUCAGAAAAUCAAAAUGGAGAAAGACUAGGAAUGAAAGUGGGGAUGGAGCUGCAAGCUACGAAAAGGAAAGUGAAAAUUCAGAUUUUGAGAGCUCUUAUUUACAGGGUUAUCAUUCAUACUGAUUAAUUUGGCUCCCAAAAUGAACAUGUUACGUGUAAAAAUAAUGUGCAUACUACCACUUAUACAAGAUUG
Molecule: messenger RNA, 2002 nt
Organism: Cajanus cajan (pigeon pea)
Lineage: Eukaryota; Viridiplantae; Streptophyta; Magnoliopsida; Fabales; Fabaceae
Product: Ankyrin repeat family protein
Cellular component (GO): plasma membrane
Molecular function (GO): protein binding
Source: RefSeq, a predicted model, not a curated record